Molecule: messenger RNA, 786 nt
Organism: Aspergillus sclerotioniger CBS 115572
Lineage: Eukaryota; Fungi; Ascomycota; Eurotiomycetes; Eurotiales; Aspergillaceae
Exons: 1
Coding region: 171-626 (151 amino acids)
Source: RefSeq, a predicted model, not a curated record
CUAUAUUGGGGCUAGGUCGUUAAGAGAAGGCCUCGAGUCAACACUGACGUACUGUGAGGUGUCCUUGCAGUCCUGCCAGGACUCUACCGCAGACACUACGCUACUAUGCACCCGCUAGCGAAAAUCUACUGUGUCUGGACGUGCAUCCAUCCAGAGUGAGUCGUCACCGGAUGUCCGUGGAGCGAGGGAAAAUUAUCAAUAAACCUGGGCGGGCGAUCCACUUCCGGCACGAGUCCAGAUUCUGCCCUUUUUUCUCGCUCCACUCUUCCCAACAGAGACCCAUCUGGGGUUUUGCGCUGCAACCGCCCCAGGUCGCGCAAAGCGCGCUUGCCGCAGGUCCAGUCGAGUGGGUAACUAAUUACUAUCUUCUCCAUGUGCGACAAGACGGCGGUGUCUCAAGGAAGAAUGCGUCUUUUUUUUCACGUGUGUUCUAUCUUUUGAGUCUUUUUUUUUGCCUUUUGCCCUUUUCGUCUCUUUUUGCUUUUUCUUAUCUUGAUUUUUAUUCUUAUUAUUAUUAUUAUCUUUCUUUCCUCAUUCGCCUCUGCCAACUGUCUGAUUUUGCCCCUUCCAUCAUGGUCUGGCUGAUCUCAGAUCCCCCGCCAAAUGAUCGAGUUUAUUCACCUUGAUUUCUUGACUUUUCUUUUUCUUCGUCUGUUUUCGGAGAUAGCCCCCUUCCUUCUUCACUUGUCACAUCUGUCCCAAACCGUCCACCGAGAGAACCAAAUCCUCCGAGCCACAGAUGAUUCUCGGACCGAAAAUGUCAUUGCCCCGACUUGCUUUUUGUGC